AAAUAUUAACCAAGCUAUUGGCUUUUGAUAUCCAAGAUCGAUGGCGAAGGUCACCAAGAGAGCUGUUCUUGUGGGCUGCGACUACGCUAAUCAUCCAUUCCGUUUGCCUGGAUGCAUACGUGAUGCGUUAGAUAUGAGAGACUUGAUCGUCAAACAUCUUGGCUUUGUUAACGUUAAGGUCCUGAGCGAUGAAGCGCAGCCGCCGUCUGCGCUGGCUACAGCUGCGAACAUCAAGCAUCAACUUACUCAAAUGGUGGAAAGCGCUAAAGCAGGAGACGUCCUCUUCUUCUACUUCAGUGGACAUGGAACUGCGAUUCCGGUCCUUAAAGAUGGACUGCCUCGCCGGGAAGAGAAAGCAAUCGUCUCUGCUGAUAUGCAUGCUAUCCCUGGAUUAUUCUUCAGGCAAUUGGUCAACCAACUACCGGAAGGCGCGACCUUCACGAUUGUCUCGGAUUCCGGCCACAGUGGUGGUCUCCUCAAAGGAGAGAAAGUACAAAUCGGACCAAAACCAAAACCUUUAGAAGAAAAGCCUACACCACCAGGGACGUCCUUGAUCAAAAAGACCAUUGAGUUUCGCUUCGUCCGUGACAUCGAUGAUAUAGGAUCCGGUUCGUACCCGGAGGCCGAUGACGGGGGGAUCUUGCUAAGCGGGUGUGCACCGGAAGAGACAUCGUAUCAAGUGGCCACGGAUUUCGGCACAUUUGCCUUCGGGGCAUUUACCAAAGCAGUGCUGGUGAAUGUAUCCAACGACCCAUGGAUAAGCAACAAGGAUGUUGUGAAAGAAGCUCAGAAGUAUGUAUUGCAUGUUGGCAUUUAUUUCCAGCACCCGUGCCUUUACUGCAGUGAUGCCAAUGCAGAUGCACCUUUCCUGGGUGGCGCUCCUAAGAAUCCAUGAUCGGAGAAGGCCAGGGACGGACGUAGACUAUACCCCAGCAUCCCUCGGUCCAUCCCGGAGAAGUUGCUACUCAGGCUGUCAACAUGAAUAAUAAUGUGCUAUGUCCAUCGUUGCACAGUUCUAGUACUAUAAUAAAGUUGGCGGCCACUUUAUUAAUGUUACCACUUGUUACCAUGGUUUAAUUAUAUA
Messenger RNA from Hibiscus syriacus, 1084 nucleotides. Its product is annotated as metacaspase-9-like. NCBI's taxonomy places the organism in Eukaryota, Viridiplantae, Streptophyta, Magnoliopsida, Malvales, Malvaceae. The record is from RefSeq and is a predicted model, not a curated record. Gene Ontology annotation, biological process: proteolysis. Bases 41 to 895 code for a protein of 284 amino acids. Gene Ontology annotation, molecular function: cysteine-type endopeptidase activity. The transcript has 2 exons.